UAUCUCUCUCUUUCUCUCUCUGUUUUUAGUUUGGUUUCUCUGAUAAUUUUCCAAGAAAAUUUUUUGUUAGUUAUUUGGAAGCUGCAAGGAGCAAGCGGGGCAUAAACUAAUUUCUCUGUGCCCAGAUUGUUGAAAUGAAUGAGUCGACGACUGGGGAUAAGAGAUGGGUUUGCGCGGAUCUCAAGGUUGUAAGGUCCGCAGGCAUCUUUUUUGGCGACAAUCCUUUCGAUUCCUCUACUUCGGUCCUUUAUGUACAGCUCUCUAUAUCUGCCUUGCUCACCGCUUUCCUUCAAUUGAUUCUCAACCCACUUGGCCAAAGUGCUUUCAUUUCUCAAAUGCUCGUAGGCAUUGCUCUGGGACCAUCGGUUAUAGGGGAUAAUACAUUUGUAAGGACAAUCUUCCCUGAGACCAGCUUUUAUAUCAGUGGAACGUUUGCCUUCUUCGGGUGCAUGCUCUUUAUGUUCCUUGUGGGAGUUAAAAUGGAUUUGGGUUCGGUGUUAACUUCAGGUAGGAAAGCAGUGGCAAUCGGCCUCUGUUGUUUUAUUCUUCCUUUUUUGGUGAACACGUCCGUAGCUGUAAUUUUAAAGCGCUCGGUGAAAAUGGAUUCAGUAUUAGAUAAUUCCUUAUUUAGCAUAGCAUGCUUUCAGUCCAUGAGUUCUUUUUACGUCACGGCAUGUCUUCUAACCGAUCUGAAGCUCCUCAACUCGGAACUCGGCCGCUUAGCUGUGUCUUCUUCAAUGAUCAGUGGGACGCUGUCUUGGCUUGUGAUUCUCAUGGCGUUCACUGUUAGACAGAGUACUUUUGGAAAUGGACACCCUCUGCCACAUUUGGCAAUAAGUUUGUGCGUUAUGUUGGUUGUCAUAGUGGGUGUCCUCAGGCCUGUUAUGCGCUUCAUGGUUAGAAAUACAAACAGAGGAAGAGCAGUCCAAGAGCAUUACAUUGUUUCUGUUUUUUUAAUGGUGUUAUGGUGUGCGUUCCUGGGCGAGUUUGUUGGGCAGCAUUUCAUGUUGGGGCCUAUGAUUUUGGGUCUGGCUGUACCAGAUGGGCCGCCAUUGGGAUCGGCCUUAGUCGAUAAGCUAGAGUCUUAUGUUUCUUCAAUUCUGUUGCCAAGUUACUUUGUGUACAGCGGUUCCUCAAUCGAUCUAGAUACGAUUGACAUGAGAACAUUUGGGAUUGUUUGGCUUUUGGUCUUUUCUAGCUUCUUUGCAAAACUUGUAGCAGCUAUGGUGCCUUCAUUCUUGUGCCAAAUGCCUUUGGUUGAAUCCCUAGCGCUUGGCCUUGUCUUGAGUACCCAAGGCAUCACUGACAUUCUGAUAUGGCAACAUGGCAUGAUGCUCCGGUUGGUCGACAAGAGAUCAUAUGGUAUCAUGGUUAUAUCAACCAUCGUAAUGACUGGAACCAUAACACCACUAAUUAAACUACUCUACAACCCAUCAAAGAAAUACGCAUCCAGCAAAAGGAGGACCAUUGAGCAUGCCUCCGAAAACGAUUCCGAGCUCCGGAUGCUUGCCUGCAUCCACCGCCAAGACAACACACCUUCCAUCAUCCAUCUCCUACAGCUCUCCAACCCCACAAUGAAGAAACCCAUCUGCUUCUACGUCGUCCACCUAAUCCGGCUCGUUGGCCGAUCCUCCGCGCUUCUCAUAACUCACCGGCCAGGCAAAAGAAAGUCUUCUCACUCCAUCCACUCCAGCCACAUAAUCAACGCAUUCCACCACUUCGAGGAGGGAAACGAAGGCAAAGUCAUAAUCACCGCCAUCACGGCCAUGGCACCCUCCGCCAGCAUGCACAACGACGUGUGCACUCUCGCUAUGGAGAAAAGGGUUUCCAUGGUGAUCAUCCCUUUUCACAAGCAGUGGACUCGACACGGCGCAGACGAAACAUUGAUGAGCAACCCUGUGAGGACAGUGAACCUUAACAUCCUCAGAAACGCACCCUGCUCAGUCGGGAUCCUGGUCGACCGUGGCGCCUUGAGUGGCAGCAUGAAUCCUCCUGGCUUUUCCUCCAAGACAAUGCACUCGGUCGGAAUGAUCUUCGUUGAAGGGCCCGACGACCGCGAAGCAUUAGCCUACGCAACUCGAAUGGCUGAGCAGCCGACGGUGGGCGUGACUGUCGUUCGACUCAGAGAUUUGAGCAAAGAUGUAAGAGGGGUUGAUUCAGAGGACGAUAAAAACAUACUGCUUGAUUCCAAUAUGUUAGAAAAGUUCAUGGUGGUGGCGAAGGAAGCCGGGGGGAAGAAGCGGCAUCACUUCAAAUACAAAGGUGUGAAGAACUGCUUGGAAAUGAUCGACGUGAUUCGGUCAAUGGAGAAGUUAUACGAGUUGAUUGUGGUGGGGAGACGCCAUUCGAGCGAGUCGCCAUUGUUCUCUGGGCUUAUGGAGUGGAGUGAGUAUCCUGAGCUGGGUUUCAUAGGAGAUCUUUUGGCAUCAUCGCAUAAUGAUCGUGGGGUCUCGCUUUUGGUAAUUCAACAACAGUCCGAUGAGGGCAAAACGAAGCCUAAGAGCCCCAGGCUCAUUCUUACCAAUAAUGUAGGCUCGGUUCGUGUUGAUAUACCGCGUAGUCAUAGUCAUAAAGUGCACCCACUUUCUCAGGAAACAAACAGACAAUCAUUAGUGGUAUAGUUCAAGUGUGUACAUAUUUACAUGUGCUUAUAUAUUACAAACGUACAUAUAUUGUAUAUGUAUAUUUAUAGUAUUUUCACUCAAUAUUU
Messenger RNA from Humulus lupulus (European hop), 2710 nucleotides. RefSeq names its product cation/H(+) antiporter 15-like. The transcript has 3 exons. NCBI's taxonomy places the organism in Eukaryota, Viridiplantae, Streptophyta, Magnoliopsida, Rosales, Cannabaceae. The record is from RefSeq and is a predicted model, not a curated record. The coding region runs from base 135 to 2621 and encodes 828 amino acids. Gene Ontology annotation, molecular function: antiporter activity. Gene Ontology annotation, biological process: regulation of pH; proton transmembrane transport. Gene Ontology annotation, cellular component: endomembrane system; membrane.